Cydia splendana is the source of this 901-nucleotide messenger RNA. RefSeq lists its product as uncharacterized. The transcript has 20 exons. Lineage: Eukaryota; Metazoa; Arthropoda; Insecta; Lepidoptera; Tortricidae. The record is from RefSeq and is a predicted model, not a curated record. The coding region runs from base 1 to 825 and encodes 274 amino acids.
AUGUUGCGCCUGACCGUCGGCAUCAGCCCCGCGGCACCGACACCGACACCUCAAGCGGCGGAUGGUAUGCGUCAACCGGCACCAGCACCUCCGACGCUGCGCAAAUUCGACGUACCAAAAAACUGGGACUUUACAUUCUACAUACCAGGAACCUUGACCGAUAUACUCGGCGACACACCAAGAGACUUGGACAAAACAUUCUACUAUAUACCAGAAAACAGGGAAAAUAUAAUAUACAAUAUACCAUCAGGAAACACGGACGAUACAUUCGACGUAACAGAAGAGGAGGCCGAUGUUCUCUGGGCACCAAACAACCAGGGCAAUAUUUUCAUUAAUUACAGGCUUAGUUCGAUCACAAAUAAACUUAAUACGGCCAAGUUAAACAAAGGGGAAAAAAAGCGUAUUUUACGUCAAACAUUUCAGGGAAUUACAAAUGAGGCACUGAAGGCGACGGGCGAUUUCCAAGCGAAGUUGAUGAAAAUAUUGGAUAAAGAAAAUGCUCCUAUGCCAGCAAAAAUGGUUACGCAACUUGUAUCACAGAAAUUAAGCGAGGCAAUCAAGGCGAAAAUCAGAAAAAGAGUAAAUGAGGAAAUCAGAAAAAGAAUAACUGAGGGUGUCAGCGGUGACGACGAAGGGGUGGAUCAGUUAGACGCAGACAGUAAUCAGGGUGUUGAUGGUGACAAGACAACAUUAAACGGCGAUGCUGGUUCAGGAGCAAAGACAAAGGGGAAAGGAUAUGGAAAUGGAAAGAGGUCCAAAAAGGUGCUGUGCAUCUACGCCCCCGAGAAUCUACGGUACUGCGUUAGCCAGUUAAAGGAGCUAUGAGUGUUGAUGCCUGAUGACAUCAUCUAUAUGUCGCGCUUCCAAUUUUGAAAGUACUUAAUAAAAUUUUGUGUGUCCA